Cryptomeria japonica (Japanese cedar) is the source of this 724-nucleotide messenger RNA. RefSeq names its product PHD finger-like domain-containing protein 5A. The coding region runs from base 238 to 570 and encodes 110 amino acids. The record is from RefSeq and is a predicted model, not a curated record. Gene Ontology annotation, cellular component: precatalytic spliceosome; catalytic step 2 spliceosome; U2 snRNP. Lineage: Eukaryota; Viridiplantae; Streptophyta; Pinopsida; Cupressales; Cupressaceae. Gene Ontology annotation, biological process: mRNA splicing, via spliceosome. The transcript has 2 exons.
AUUACAUAGAAUAUGUGAAUCAUAGAAAUUUAGGUCUCUCAUUAUUUCCUCCCCUUUCUAAAUAAAACGUAAGCAUGUGAAAAAAAAGAAGCAGCGGCGAACUGUAUGUUUAUGUGCAUAAAAGAGUGCCAGAAGAUGUAAUAACUUCCAUUGAUCAGGGAAAGAGGUAACUCACAACACAAUCUCUGUGAGCUAAACCAUUCCAGGUCAAUAUACAGUACAAUCUAGCGGUUCACUAUGGCCAAGCAUCAUCCUGAUCUUAUUAUGUGCAGAAAGCAGCCGGGAAUAGCUAUAGGUCGACUUUGUGAAAAGUGUGAUGGUAAAUGUGUAAUUUGUGAUUCUUAUGUGCGACCUUGUACCCUUGUUCGAGUUUGUGAUGAAUGCAACUAUGGAUCCUACCAAGGAAGGUGUGUGAUUUGUGGUGGAUUAGGCAUUUCAGAUGCAUAUUACUGCAAGGAAUGCACCCAACAAGAGAAAGAUAGGGAUGGAUGCCCAAAAAUUGUUAAUCUUGGAAGUGCAAAAACAGAUCUAUUUUAUGAACGGAAGAAAUAUGGUUUCAAGAAGAGAUAGAUGCAGGUUUUUUUUGAAUACUAAUUCAUUGAUAAUUACAGUAUGUGUUUUAUUUUUAUAACCUAGAUUGUACACUGGAAUUCUUAUAUUUUUUUUUAGAAAGGCUCGUGUUUGGAUCUUCAAUCAAUCAGAUAAUACACAUUACCAACAUAAA